Molecule: messenger RNA, 1623 nt
Organism: Penicillium vulpinum
Lineage: Eukaryota; Fungi; Ascomycota; Eurotiomycetes; Eurotiales; Aspergillaceae
Exons: 2
Coding region: 1-1623 (540 amino acids)
Source: RefSeq, a predicted model, not a curated record
AUGGAGUCGAGCACCGGGCCCAUCUUCGAUGAGGCCCAAUAUCGCACCGAUGUCCUCCGUCACCCCUCACCGGAAUCCGAAGCAGCGCAGGCGCAACACUUAAUCGAAGAAGCUCACCAACUGGGUCUGAAAGUGCCAGAGAUCAAAGCAACUGCCCCACUAGCUGCCUCGAUUGCUCUAGGAAUGGUCGAUCGCUCCUCGUUGGUCCUGUCUUCUGGAUCGUCGACCGAUCGGAAUUCUGUGUGCGGUUCCGUUACUCCGUCUCACGAGCCGUCCUCCCCCGUUCCGUCUGUGCUCGAUCAAAUUGUGGCGUCACUGUCGGACAUUACACUUGCCUCGGAUCGCAUUAAGCCUGGCAGCACGCGAUCAAUAGCUUCGAUGUCUACGCGCCCCACCUCAUUUUGCUCCAGCGAGGGGAAAACCGGCAUGGCGGGGCUUGGAUAUAAUGAUCCAUUUGAGGGCAAGUCGAAUCGGCAUUCAAUUCUCAGCGUCGCAUCGGCCGACAAGAAGGAAAAACGACGGAGUAGCUUGAAGUCUGCCAUUGGGAGAAUUCAUUUCCGCAAGAAGCGGACGUCGUCGGCUCUUGUCUCGCCUACGGAUCCGCGCAUGACUAUAUCUACUAGCGAUGAUGGCGUUGAACAUGUUUUCUUCGAUCCUAAAAUUGUAUCCCAUGAUUCCACACAUGAGGAUGUUCAACCUCACUCGAGCACCGAGGGAUCACUUCCCAGAUUGGAAAUUCCUUUGUUUAGCAAAGAGAUGCUACAAAGAAGUCUGGACGAUCCGGAGCUGAGUGAGAUGCACGAGCGGCAUCAAAUGGAAAAGAAUCGACAUCUCGCUUUCCAAGACGCCGCUCUAAGUACCCUCCGGCGCCGGCACCAGACCGCUUUCUCAGAGCAGCAGUUGGACAACCAGCGCCAGGAAGAUGAGAAGCGCGAGAAGAACAUCGAAGCUGUAAUCCAAAUUGAAGAGCGACAGCUGGCAGUCGAAAUUGAACAGCAGCGCGAGUUCGAUCGAGCCAAAAUGAACUCGCGCACUCGCAUCAAGCAUAUGGAAGGAUUCCUCCGCAAUGUCAGCCCACCACCAUCGCCUGCUGGAACAUCCUCCAGAACAUCUACCAGAGCCGAAGGAUCCUCUGAAUCAUUCUCGGAAUAUGAAUCAACUGCACCAGCCCGUGUAUUGACUCGCCAGCACAUGGAGCAGCUAGAACAACAGUACCACUGCCAUAAAAGCAUGGACCAGCUGCAUGACGCCCGCAUCAAAGUGCUCCGUGACCGCCAAGAACUCAAGCUGCAGGAAGCCACGGCGCGUAUGGAUAAAGAACUGGAUGAAAUGUGUAACCGUCACAUCCAGGAUAUUGCAACCUUACAAACUGAGCACCACCGAGAAGAAGCCUGUCUCAUGCAAGCCUUGGAUACGAAAAAGAUGACUUUGCGGCACCGCUGGUACUUGGAAGAGGCUGUCCUACGUCGCCAUCUUGAGGUUCGACAUGGCCAAUCAUAUGGUCCUUUGCCGCUUAUCGCUUUCACCAACCCCAGCACCCCCAUUGCUGUUCCCGAACACUCACCACUCGAAACUUCUACCCCGGACACAAUCCACCCCAGCCAGGAUUCUGUGCCUCUUUAA